ACUUAUGGAUGUUUUGGUAGUGCAAGUCAGUUAGUGACUCAAAAAAAUAGAAUUUUUCUCUUCAUGAAUAGUCACACACGGUCUCGUAACGUACCGACCAGUUACUGCUCGUUAAAAAGCCCAAUAGUUUUGUGUUGCAUUACAGUGCAGUAGCACGGUUUUUGGAAAUGCGGAGAAAGUGCUACUCUCGCCGUCGCCGUGUCUAAUUUGUCAACGGUAUUCACAAAUAUAUAAGAAUAAGAAGAAUAUAUAAAUAUAUAUUCUUGAAUACAACGGUAUUCACACAAAUUCAACAAGAGCUAACUUGAAUUUUGCGUUGAGACCACCGCAUCAUGAUCGAGGAAAAAUUUCAGAUCGAAUAGUGAUCACGUAGAUUAAUUAAUUCAGUGACGAGUCGUGUCGUCAUAUAUAAAGGUAAGCAAACUGUGCUAGUAUCCAUGCUAGUUGAAUUCAUCGAUCUGAAGAGAGCAACGGGAAUAAUUGUCCGAUGGCGUUAUUAUUAACCAUUGAGUUGAAUGAACGAGGAAAAAUUUUAGUUUUUUUUUAAUGUACGUUUAAACUAUAAUACAAAAAAUUACAACCAAAUGAUGAUGACUUAUAUAUCGAGUGACCUCAUUCUAACUUUUUCUGAUUUUGAUUGGACAAUGCGCUAAACUGAGCUUUGCUCAAGUUACCCGUGUGAAAUGGAAUUUCAUUUAUCAUAGAAAACUUUGAAUCGAUUGUUUUUGUUAGGUAAGCCAGAUGGCAGCAGUAAUCUCUGUGGGCUGUGUGUGGCACUGCGUACGGGAAACAAUUAUGAUGGAACAAAGAAGAUUUUAAUUCUAGAAAGCUGCUCAACAUGAAUCAAGAUCAGUUCCUCCUCAAAUGGAAUAACCACCAAAAUAACCUGGUUGAGGUGUUCUGCUUUCUCCGCACUCAGGAUGCUUUUGUGGAUGUUACCCUGGCAUGCGAUGGCAAAUCAUUCCCUGCCCACAAGGUUGUUCUCUCUGCCUGCUCCCCUUAUUUUCAAACCCUCUUCCAGAGCAACCCCUGCAAGCAUCCUAUUGUGUUCCUCAAGGAUGUCAAGAGCCAUGACAUGGAGGCACUCAUUGAGUUCAUUUACAAGGGCGAGGUGAGCGUGUCGCAAGCAGAGCUUGCCUCUCUCAUCAGUACAGCUGAGAACCUUAAAAUCAAGGGACUCGCGGAGCCUGAGAAGCCUUCUGAAAAACAUUCCAAUUGUACUAAUAAAAGAUUGGCAUCUCCACCAAGAUUAAGUGCCCAGCAGCAAUUAAGCCAGCCCACAAACAAUGGCCCUACACUACACGGGUCUCCAAUGUACAUCCAGUCCACACCAAGUGUGAAGCGGAAAAGAAUAGAAGCCCCGCACUACGCUACCUACAGCCCUGCCUACCUGGGCACCAAUUCUAAUGGAAGUGUCAUGUUAAGAGACAAAGACCUUGAUGGGAAAACAGGCACUGUUGUGGCGUGCAGUGGACCUGUUAACAACAGCGUUGUUGUUGACCUCAACCCCGGCAACGCAGCUACCCAUCGGUUAGUGGAAAGUGUCGUUAACACCGCAGGUGGUGGGGGUAAUGGCGUUAACGGAUCAGGCCCCUCGCAAGUGGUGCUUGUUCCCGUCAACCCCGGCGACGAACACCUCGACCACCUCAACUACAGCAACAACAGCCAUCAUGGCGCCGCCUUGUCGACUUCAGACGCCGUUUUAUACUCCGUGGCUGGCACGGCCAUCUAUGUUGGCCGCGUUGGAGGAGGACCAGGGGAUGAGGCCACCGUGUCCGCCAGGGAGGUAAUCUACACCAGCGCCGCUGACCAUUACGCCAGCAGUGAUGAUGGAUCAGCCGUCACUGCGCAGCCCUGCACUGUUGAUGAUAAACACGAGGUCAAGAUGAGUAUUAAGCUGGAGCCGAGCGGAAACCUGACGGGCGACCCAUGGGAACCGAACAGCAACAGUAGCAGCCACAGCUACGACGACGCCCCCCCUGCCUCCACCUCCACCCCCACACCGCCGUCAUCCUCAUGCAUCACUUCCCCUCACCAUCCCUCGUCCGUGGUUCAUCACUCCCCCCUGCACAUCCAACACAACCACAUGCUUCCUCACAGUCCUUCCUCUCCUUCCCCCAUCUCACAUCACCUCAGCGGGGGUGACGGGGGGGACGUGGGGUCUCCUCCUCCACCCACGGGGGUGGGGAGCUCAGGGGGCGACGUCUCUUUGGGCAUCCCUGGCCUGGCGCUGCACGCGGAGGAGCUCAGCGACCACGCCCUUCAUGACGCGCCCACCGCCAGGGCUGGUGUUGCCGGGGUGUGUGACGAGGCGCGUUGUAUCGACAUGACUAACUUUGCUGCUGCAGCCGCAGCUGCUGCUGCUGCUGCUGCCGCUUCCGCUAACAGCAACAGCUCGUCUGCUGGCUCCAGUGCUGCUAUUGUUACGGCAGGCGGCGGCGGCACUAGUAGCACGGUCUGUAGCGUAUCAAACAACAUCAACAAUGGCACGACAUCAGAAGGAACUAUACUCGAAGUGCAAGGCUGUUUCAUCAAGAGCGAGGUGGGCGUUAGCGGAGGCUCAAUGCGAAGGCUCCUGGAGUGUGAACAUUGCCACAAGUUCUUCACUUCUCGCUUCAACCUGCAGCGACAUCAACUCAUCCACACUGGAGCCAAGCCCUAUGAGUGUCCUCUGUGCCAGCAGCGCUUCAACCAGUCGGGCCAUGUAAAGACGCACCUCAGGACGCGACAUCCUAACCACGACCAGAUAUUACAAGACGCCAUCCAGCAGUCUGACCAGCACAGCAACAGUGAGCAGCAACAGGCACAGCUACAGCACAGUAACAGUGACCACGAGGAACAGAAGGAUGACAGCAGUGGCAGCAGUCUUGGUGUGCCGGUACAACACACGGAAUUGGUGCUGCAGCGAAGUGAUUCACAGACACACAUCAUCAGUACCCACUGUAUACAGCGAUCAGAACAUCUCUAAGCUCUUCUCUAUCUGUGUCUCUUUAAUGGUGCUCUGCUAUGUGUGUAGUGAAGCUUUAUAUGUGCGUACGUUUAAGGCAUUACUGUUCUAUUAGUAACGGGCUUGUGAUGCUCUCAUUGUUUCAUAAAGAUUUACCGUGCGCUAGCUGCUCUCAGAGAACAGCUUUUCAUGGCAACCUCUUGGCAUUCACACAACGGUUUAUUGCAAAACUCAGUAUCUUCGAUUUAAUGUUACCUCAUUUUUGGACUAAUGACUGCAUUCUGGCUGUGUUUUUAUAUUUAUUUCACAUCAGCUGCCAUUAAUGAAACUUGCAUUUGCCUUCGUAUCUAAUUCCAUGGGUGGGUUAUUCUGCAAUUCUGUAACACGCAGCCAAUGAAUCAUGAACGCUGCGUUUUUAUUCUUCGUUAUACAUAUGCAUUUUUGUCCGUUCAGGCUCAUUUCGUGUACAAGAACUCGCUGCUUUGUAGGGUCCCAUUCGGUCGUGUGGCAGCUGAGCUUAAGAGCUUCAUUGUUUAGUGAGAAGAGUAAGUGUGUUUUGUACGUAUGGAAUGCGUGGUGUUCGUGAGCAAGGUGUGUGAUGUACGUCAGGCAAAUGUCAACUAAGGGUGUGGUGUUUAUGCUGUUGAUGAGUGUGUGGUGUAAGUGAGGUUAAUGAUUUUGUGGUGUUUAUGAGUCACGUGUGUGGUGUACCUGAGGCUAGCAUGUGUAUAGUGAGUUUGCGUGUGGAAAAGAUGCGCGUGUUAGUGUUUGGUGUUUGUUCAGUAAGUGAGAUGAGUGGGUUUAUAGUGUCCGAGGUGAGCAAGUGAGUAUGAAAUAAGAAUGGUGAGCUAGUUUGUGGUAAAUGUUAGAUGGGUAAGUGUAGGGAGCAAAAUUAUUUACGUGGUUCUCUUGUUAUGUCAGCAAGAACAUGGAAGGGACUAGACACAAAUGCCGAAUAUUGGCCGUAAGUUGUGAUAGUGAAUUAUUCCGAAGGAACAAACAGUGGCGCAAUUAACACUUCGGUAUGUGAACCAAAGAAGAAAGAACCACAUGGCAAUGCGUAAAGGAAAACAACAGCAGCAACAGGAACAUCGCGGUGCGCUCCGUCCCUACCCCUGCCGUGCCCCUGCCUUGCUGCUGCUGCUCCCUUACCUCGUCUGUUGCUGCAGCUGCUGUGUCUUGUGUACAGCCUUGUUCUUGUGCUACAGCUGGAUAUUCCUGAAAAAAUAGCCAAAUCAGGUUUGCUAUUAUCGUUACCUAUAAGGCUAUAAUACAGGGGUUUCAUUUCAGGUUACUCCUCAAAU
Molecule: messenger RNA, 4251 nt
Organism: Hyalella azteca
Lineage: Eukaryota; Metazoa; Arthropoda; Malacostraca; Amphipoda; Hyalellidae
Product: B-cell CLL/lymphoma 6 member B protein
Exons: 7
Coding region: 839-2968 (709 amino acids)
Biological process (GO): regulation of transcription by RNA polymerase II
Cellular component (GO): nucleus
Molecular function (GO): protein binding
Source: RefSeq, a predicted model, not a curated record